UUGUUUGGCAUAAGAAAUAAUAAUGCUCAGUGUUCGACCACGCUUAUGGUUUGUUUACAUACGAAAUCCGUCAUUAUUAGAUUACGUCACUUUAAAUUAAUGAUCGCGCUGAAAUCAGAGAAUAGUGUAUUGCCAACUUAAAUACACUAUGUAUUUGUUUAGUUUUUAUGUUGAAAUCAGUUUGUGUAUUCUUGCGGUCGGAAUGUCACGUGACAAACAAUAGUUUUGCCAGCCAUUAUGAAGUGGUGUACGCUUUUUCAGUCUUUCUGUAGCGAUUAAAGGGAUAAGACGUCUUUUUAAUUUUAAAAUGUAUUAAUACGAAGAAAAUUUGACUGGAGAAGCUUUAAAACGUUACAAGGAAAAGAUUUUGCUAAUUGGUUUAGAAAAAUGUCCGUACAAAAGACCUGCAGAUGAUUGGAUAGAAGACCCAACAGAGUGGCCACCACUUUCAUAUCAUCAUCUUUAUCACUACCUUAUAAAAUCCCCAAGGAUCUUCAGUCCAGAGGCAAUGGAAAACUAUAAAUCUUUACAGGCUUAUCAAUAUUUUAUUUCUGGUUGGGUGCAAACGAUUAAACAUAUUCAUUUUCCUGGUGGUGUAGUGUUUUUUGCUGAUGUCAGACCAUCCUACCGUACAACUGAGGAACCCUAUCAUCCUUGGGUAGCUGUUGCAAAGAGUGGAAAGGUUGUAGCUGGUCACUGUACAUGCAUGGCUGGCCUUGGUGAAACAUGUUCUCAUGUGGCAGCAAUUCUUUAUAAAGUGGAAGCUGCUGUUCGACAAGGUUUAACUCACACCACUCCUACAGACCUUCCUUGCCAGUGGAACCAAAAUUUUACCCGGAAUGUUAAAGCCUUCAAAAUCUGUGACAUUAUUUUUUAUUCCCAUAAAGGGAAGUCACCUAUAAAAUCAUAUACAAGAAAUGAUAUGCUACCUGCCACAUCACAGGAACAAAGUGCAUUUUUAGCUGAUUUAUCAACCGAAAGUAAGAAAGUUGUAGGUUUAUCUCUGUUUGAAGAGCAUCAAGAUGCUUUCGUAGUAAAUGAACCUCCACCUGUUCAGCGUAAAUUACCUUCUUCAUUGUUGGAUUUGUAUGUGGGAAAUAAAACAUUUUCUCCCAAAGAGUUAGAAAUUGAAUGUGAUAAAGUUAUCAAGAACUUAAAGUACAGUGAGUCAGAUCUUUGUUACAUCGAAGAAGCGACUAGAAAUCAAGCUACUUCUUCAACCUGGUACCAACAGAGAGCUGGAAGAAUCACUGGUUCCAUUAUCCAUUCAGUGCUUCAUACAAAUGAAACCAACCCAGCCAAAAUUUUAAUGGAUAAAAUUUGUCAGAAGAAAAUUUUAUCUUUGAAUGUGACAUCCCUAAAAUGGGGUAGAGACCAUGAACACGAAGCAUUGUUAUUGUUUCAGGAAAUAUCAACUUCCGAUACUGUAAACAAUAUUGUAGUGUUGGGAGACCCAGAAACUCACACCGAUUUUGAAUGCAAAGAUGUAGGAUUAUGUGUACAUCCAGAACAUCCCAGGCGCGGAUUUAGACUAGGUCAACCCUGUCACGCGACCUAGUAAAAAAAUGCCGAGGAUUGAAAUCGAAUUCUGUCGAAUUUACC
Hydractinia symbiolongicarpus is the source of this 1602-nucleotide messenger RNA. RefSeq lists its product as uncharacterized. The record is from RefSeq and is a predicted model, not a curated record. The transcript has 3 exons. Lineage: Eukaryota; Metazoa; Cnidaria; Hydrozoa; Anthoathecata; Hydractiniidae. Gene Ontology annotation, molecular function: zinc ion binding. The coding region runs from base 509 to 1558 and encodes 349 amino acids.